GGAGUCGAUCCUCGCAUACUACAUGGUCCGAAUCUGUUGUAGCCUCAAGGCCAGCGUCUGACAGCACCUCUGCCACAUUUCUCACUCACGGCCUCAAGAAUCCCUAGUCUCAGGCCUGUCGCAAAUAACUCCUUGACAAUGCGCUUAUCACUUCCUUGCGUGACCAUUCCAUGAAGAUACUGAGCCAGACUCAGAGGAAUUCGAGGAAGGCAAAGCUGGUUUCCCUCUCUCCCCUGACAAGGUUGUUUCCAUCGCUCGCGCAAAUAGGUCCUGGCGCUCGUGCUGCAGUGAUACCUUGCUACUAUGCAGCGCGAACUACCGGCAAGCGCCGAACGCAAACGAGCCUCGACAGCCCAAGGAAGACUGCAUCAAGGGGGCCCGCAGCUCUCUCAACCCAUGAGUCUCAGUCGAAAACACCUCAAGCGCUUGAGGAGCCGCAUCAAUGCUGGGAUCUAGAUUCCGAGGUCACACUGAUAUCUGCUACCGGGACAUGGGUGAGAAGAAAAACCAUGAGGGUGGCUUGACAAUAGUCCCCUUGCCUGCAGCUUGGCUGUUGAGAGUUGCAAUGAAGGACUAAAAAACUAAACUACUUAAAUUGUUGAUUG
This is a messenger RNA of Aspergillus fijiensis CBS 313.89, 605 nucleotides long. RefSeq lists its product as uncharacterized. Bases 171 to 524 code for a protein of 117 amino acids. The transcript has 3 exons. The record is from RefSeq and is a predicted model, not a curated record. Lineage: Eukaryota; Fungi; Ascomycota; Eurotiomycetes; Eurotiales; Aspergillaceae.